UUUUCGAUAAAUAAUAGUAUUUGAUUUAUUUAUUUUCUCUGACGAUGUUUCUAUAGAGAUUUGCGUCUGUGUUGAAUUGUAAAAUAGUCAUAGGUCUUUUAUACUCUCUCUCUCUGGGUCUAGUCGGUCUAUAUCACUGUUUCUGCAAAAUCGAUAAUAACUCAAAUCGAUCUUUUUUGUCAGUAUUUAGAGAGAAAAAAAUCGUGACCAUAGAUUCCUAAUCCUCUCUGAAUCUCUUUUUUGGGGUUUCGUUUCUUUGCUGUGAUAUCUAUAUCUAUUGGUAUCUGAUACAAAUUUUUUCUCUUUUUGGUUCUUUUUUGGGCUAUUCUCUCUUUGUUAGAACGAAGAGAGGUUGGGUUCGGUGUUGCGAGGAGGAAAAGUGCAAGGCGCGGAGGUUGUGGUAGCGGAUUUAUGUCGGCUGAGUUUGAUUUGGUUUCGAUUGGGGCUCUGUUGCAGCUCUGGAUUUUCACUAUUGCUACCUUCGAAUCUGUGUGUUGUUUUACUCUCUGCUGUUUAAGGCAGAGGUUGAAUCUUGUGCUCUCGUCUGUUUCGAUGCGUUUGAGGCUAAAAAGGACUUGUUCUGGAGUAGAGUGUUUUGCGCCUUUUCAUAUAAAAAGAUUUUCUUUUCUUUUCUUGUUCCUGAGAGGGGGUCUCACUUGAUACCAUCAGUGUGAUUCUGAGAUUUUUGAGAGAGAAGAGAGCCUUUUAUUUAUUUUUAUUUUUUCAGUUUUGUCUGCUAUUUUUUUUUUUAAUUUUUUUUUCUUCAAAAAGUUUCUGGGUAUUUUGAGGGGUUUUGGAGAGAUUUUGUUCAGAAAGAAAAAUAAAAUGCCAGAGCCUCGGAAACAACCUGCGAAGUCUAAGAAAACCACAGCAACAAUUCCCUCUGGAGAAUCAUCGAUUACGAAGAUGAGGAAAGUCCGUGUGAUCUGUUCAGAUCCUUAUGCUACUGACUCAUCUUCAAGCGAGGAUGAGUGUGAGAAUAGGAGGGCUAAGAAAUGCAAAAAAUUCAUCCGUGAAAUUAAUCUCCCCCUUGUUUUGCAACAACAAUCGAAGCCUUCUUCUCUUGAGUCAGAGAGCUCUUGUCAGGACAGUAACAACAACAAUGGUACCAAAACCCCCAAUAUUGUUGAAGCCAGACAGAAGAAAAGGGUUUUGGCUAAAACCCCAUCUAGAAGACCCUCUUCUUCGAAGUAUAGAGGAGUUAGGCAAAGGAAAUGGGGGAAAUGGGCUGCUGAGAUUCGAGACCCAUUCAAAGGAGCUAGGAUUUGGUUGGGGACUUACAAUACUCCAGAGGAGGCGUCUGAAGCUUAUGAGCGAAAGAGACUCGAGUUUGAAGCUGCUAUGGCCAUGUCUAGUGCGACUCCUGCUGUUACGGCUUAUGCUUCCUCUGAAAAGAGCAAUAAUGCGUCGGCGUCUUCGGCUGUGGUAUCUCCAUCACAGAAUAACCAGCAACCUGUGUCUUCUGAGGAUUCUGAGGGUGUGUUGUCGCAUACAUCUCCAGCUUCUGUCCUCGAAUUGGAGACCUCUGCGUCCAACACCAAAGGGAAUGCAACUGACUUGAUCACUGAUGAGUGUGUUGAGGUCACUAAUGCCGAGAUUAGUUUGGCGGAGCUUCAGAUACCUGACGAUUUGGGUCUAAUGGACGAGACAUUUGCUGAUGUUCCAUUUGAGCAAGAGCUCAAUUUUGAGCCUGAGUCUGAGUUUGAUCCUCUCUGCUUUGAUAAUAUUGGGCAGUUUUUCGAUGGUUACAGCGGCUUGGAGGACAUUGAGAUUUGUGGGUUUGACAAUGAUGGCCCUAGCGAGCUUCCGGACUGGGAUUUUGCUGAUAUUGGCAACGACAUUGCUUCUUGGAUGGACGAACCCCUCAAUAUACCCUGCCAAUAAGUUUUGCAGCUUAGGAUCAAUUAGUUAUUGUUAUUAUUAUAAGUUUUAUUUAUAGUCUUAAGAAGGUUGAACUUGAAAUUCUUAGGAACCACAAUAUGUUCCUGAGAGAGUGGUUUUGUGAGUUUAAUUUAUUUAUUUAGGAGUAAUGUUACAAAGAGAUGGAGAGGGAUGAGCCAUGAUUGUAGUGAGAGAUUUACCUUGGGUUUUCCUGUGCUAUAAGAGCCGUCCAAGGCCUUCUCAGAGAGUGUUUCUCAAAGUUUUGCUCAUUUCCUCGCAUCUCUUUUUAUUAUAUUUAUCAGGUAUGAAAUGAUAUGGAUUUUCUGUGAUUUGCAA
Quercus robur (English oak) is the source of this 2217-nucleotide messenger RNA. Its product is annotated as ethylene-responsive transcription factor ERF119. The record is from RefSeq and is a predicted model, not a curated record. Gene Ontology annotation, biological process: regulation of DNA-templated transcription. Gene Ontology annotation, molecular function: DNA-binding transcription factor activity; DNA binding. The transcript has 2 exons. Lineage: Eukaryota; Viridiplantae; Streptophyta; Magnoliopsida; Fagales; Fagaceae. The coding region runs from base 826 to 1884 and encodes 352 amino acids.